Molecule: messenger RNA, 696 nt
Organism: Guillardia theta CCMP2712
Lineage: Eukaryota; Cryptophyceae; Pyrenomonadales; Geminigeraceae
Exons: 2
Coding region: 42-617 (191 amino acids)
Source: RefSeq, a predicted model, not a curated record
AAGGCCCUGCCUACACGUUCUCAUGGACUCCGACGUUUGACAUGGCGGGAAAGUCGCUGGACAUGUGUUUUGCGGCGAUCGACACACUUGGGAUCCUGGGGAACGCAAGGCCGCUGCUGUGCAAGGGAGGGGGGAACAACUUGUAUGGGUGUACAACAGACUUUGACUGUCCGGAUGGUGUUUGCCAGAGUGCCUGCAUCCACCUACGAGUUCAGAAGUGUCAAUAUUGCAUUCAAACCAUGACGAGCUUGGAGCUGCUGGCUGACACGAUCCAGCCCAGGACUGACUGGAUGAGAUUAUGGGCGUUGAAUUCUUACCAAGGGAAGACUUAUGCAGCGGGGAACAUCGUCGGGAUUCAAUUCCUUCCGCAACUUUAUCCCCAGAUAAGUAUCGACGAUCCUGGUUUCAUCACGCCUACUGCCUACGAUCAAGGUCGAGUCCUCUCAUUCGGCGUGUUGUACCGCCCUGGUCUUGAUCAGUCCAUCGCUGACUUGGCCGUGAGAUUCAGGACAACCGUGAAAGCGAUUCUUACUUUGAAUCCUGACAUAGAAGCAAGCAUGCUCGUCAUUCCAGCCAACCAACUCCUCUGUCUGCAGCCGUGUUCUACGUGGUACUGACGCCACCCUCCCACUCUCUUCCUCCCCGUACAUUACCUGUCUAUUGUGAAAUACUCAAGAAUGAACAACUCUGAACAAG